GCCAGGAAUAAAUUGACUUAAAAAAAAAAAAAAAAAAAAUCUCUAAAAUGGAGAGAGGAGCAAAUGGACUAUCUUCUAUAAAAGCAGAUGAUAUGCAACACUUAAAAGAAACCAUCUAUUCCUUACUUUGUGAAAUAUGGAAGGAAAGAUGAAGGUCUGGGUUGUGGUGGCGACAUGGUUGAGCUGGACUGUUAUUUUUGGAUUGGCUAGGUUUAUUUGCCCAUUGGCAAUCCAUAACCAUACAGUCGAUGCAAUUCCCUCUGUAAGCUUUACUAUUAGUCGUAUCCCCGAUGAUGAUAAGACUGGCUACAAACAACUUAUGGUCGAUCUUCGAAACAAGUUGGCUUCCGGUACAACCAGCAACGGAGUACCAGUUUUACGCACCACAGCUUCAAAAGAAGCCAAAUAUCUUUUAGUCAAUAUAAUAAAUACAGGAAAUAAGGAAAUCACAUUAGGAUUAAAUGUUAUUAACGCAUAUGUUUUGGCCUAUAAAGUGGGAGAUAAUUCCUAUUUCUUUAACGAUCCAACAGAAUUGAAGGACGCACAAACUUAUCUUUUCAAAGACACAAAGCAAAACACCAUAAAAAUGACAGGUAGCUACGACUCUCUCAAAGCUCAAGGAGGAGAUCGAGAAACAAUGGAUAUAGGAAUUGGGCAAUUAGACUCUCACAUUUACACACUCCAUAAAUCGACAGCGUUAAAAGACAUUGCUAAGCCUCUUGUUUGCAUUAUUCAAAUGGUUUCAGAAGCUGCCCGAUUUAAAUACAUUGAGAAGAAAAUAAUAGAUGAAGUUGAGGGAGGUUUUACGCCCAAACUUGAUGUAAUCAGUCGCGAGAACAACUGGGGAGGCCUUUCAGAAGGAAUUGAAAAUGCUGACAAAAAUGGAAAGUUCAAAACGACAGUUCGAUUGCAAAACGAAGAUAGUUCAGCGAAGGUUAUUUCUAAGGUUGAUGAAAUAAUAGUAGAGAUGGGAGUUUUGUUGUAUGUAAAGAAGAAAAGCUACAUUCCAAGCUUUGAACAAACAAUAUUUGGAAUUGGAAACCUUAUCCUCAACCAAAUCAACUUGCUGCCUCGGCUUUAAUUAUUAUUACAUAAGUCACGUCAAAUAAAGGACAUACCUUAUUAUUGUU
This is a messenger RNA of Jatropha curcas, 1130 nucleotides long. The record is from RefSeq and is a predicted model, not a curated record. NCBI's taxonomy places the organism in Eukaryota, Viridiplantae, Streptophyta, Magnoliopsida, Malpighiales, Euphorbiaceae.